ACAAAUGCGUCCAAUCACCAAACAUUCUCAUUCCACCAAUUAAAGAAAGCAGAUUACUAAAAAAACUCUGAGGACCAUGGAACUUCACGGAGCUCUAGUGGCUAGUCCGGGUAUGGGACAUGCCGUACCCAUCUUAGAACUCGGUAAACAUCUCCUGAACCAUAACGGUUUCGACCGUAUCACCGUCUUCCUAGUCACAGACGAUAUCUCACGUUCGAAAUCCUUAAUUGGCAAAACGUUAAAGGAAGAAGAUCCAAAAUUUGUGAUCAAGUUUAUUCAACUUGAUGUUUCGGGUCAAGAUCUGAGCGGUUCUCUUUUGACUAAACUAGCAGAGAUGAUGAGGAAGGCAUUACCGGAGAUCAGGUCAGCAGUCAUGGAGUUAGAACCACGGCCUAGGGUUUUUGUAGUUGACUUGUUGGGCACAGAAGCUUUAGUGGUGGCUAAGGAGCUUGAGAUCAUGAGAAAACAUGUUCUGGUUACUACCAGUGCUUGGUUUCUAGCUUUCACGGUUUAUAUGGCGAGUCUUGACAAGCAGGAGUUGUAUAAGCAGUUGAGUAACAUAGGAGCAUUGCUUAUACCCGGAUGCAGCCCGGUUAAGUUUGAGCGGGCUCAAGAUCCGAGUAAAUAUAUUCGGGAACUCACCGAGUCUCAGCGAAUUGGGGCUGAGGUGAUAACCGCAGAUGGGGUCUUUGUGAAUACGUGGCACAGUCUGGAGCAAGUGACGAUCGGGUCUUUCUUGGAUCCAGAGAAUCUCGGUCGGAUUAUGAGAGGAGUGCCGGUUUAUCCUGUUGGACCGCUGGUUAGACCAGCAGAACCGGGUUUGAAACAUGGCGUGCUGGACUGGCUUGACUCACAACCCAAAGAGUCAGUGGUUUAUGUUUCUUUUGGGAGUGGUGGGGCACUAACCGCCGAGCAGACGAACGAGCUGGCUUAUGGUUUGGAGCUGACUGGCCACAGAUUUGUUUGGGUAGUCAGACCACCGGCUGAAGACGACCCAUCUGCAUCAAUGUUCGACAAGACCAAGAAUGAGACAGAACCACUCGAUUUCUUACCCAAAGGGUUUCUAGACCGGACCAAAGACAUCGAUGGGAUUGUAAAGAAGGAAGAGAUAGUUGAAAUGGUGAAGAGAGUGAUGGAUGAAGAAGAAGGAAAAGAGAUGAGAAAGAAUGUUAAGGAACUGAAGAAGACAGCAGGAGAAGCUCUCAAGAAGAGUCACAUUCCAUCUGCUUCCUUCACCUAAAACUAAUUAGCAAAAAAUUGACAAUAUAAUA
Arabidopsis arenosa is the source of this 1271-nucleotide messenger RNA. The record is from the annotation of a GenBank genome assembly. Lineage: Eukaryota; Viridiplantae; Streptophyta; Magnoliopsida; Brassicales; Brassicaceae.